ACCAAGAAAACACAAGCACAAAAAAUCCGAAAAAUGUGCGAAUUUAAUGAUCUUGGACUGGCAUCUCAGCAGGGAUUUGCGAUGGUUCUUCACUUGAUGACUGUUAUUCAGGUGCCCGUACACCUUUUCGGUGGAUAUGUGAUUUUGUUCAAGACACCGCAGAAAAUGAAGUCGGUGAAGAUGAGCAUGUUUUUGCUCCAUUUUUGGAGCUCCCUCCUCGACAUCACCAUUUGUUUCCUUAUUGUCCCAUAUGUAAUAUUUCCGAUUCCCGGAGGUAUUCCUCUCGGAUUCCUCUCAUUUUUGGGUGUCCCACCUGGAUAUCAGGCAUCUAUUCUGAUAAUCUGCGCCUCGUACACCGCGAUUUCUAUAAUCAAUUUCUACAAAAAUCGACAUCAUUCUAUGAAACAUGGCCCAAAUUCUCAGAAUUUGAAAACUCGCCUUUGUCGAUAUGUAUACAUCGCUGCGAACUGCGUGGCGGCCGUGGCGUUUUUGGUUCCAAUUUAUAUUUUACAUCCGGGGCAGCGAGAUAUUCAAAAAUAUACAAUAGAGACCAUCCCAUGCCUCCCGCCAAAAAUCUACGAAAACCCAAAUUUCUUCGUCGCCUCCACAAGCAUCUCGUUUAUACUUCUAGAUAUGGGCCUGCUCUCCAUAUUCGUCUUUGCUCAAAUCAUAUUUCUCAUCGUCUAUUCCGUAAAGGAACUGCAAAAACGUCUUAAAAACCUGUCAAAAGUGACGUCAACUCUGCAAAAACGGUUCUCGAAUGCUCUCUACGCGCAAGUGUCGAUUCCGAUGAUCGCCUACGCAUUUCCGACGGUUUACGUGUUUUUUUCGUGGAUUUUCGGGAGCUUCAGUCAGGCUUGCAACAAUUUUGUGUUUAUAAGCCUGGCAUUUCACGGACUUUUAUCGACAUUUACCACGUUGGCGGUGCAUAAACCGUACAGGGAGUCGCUGAAGGUCUUUCUGCCGACUUGUAUGACGUGGAGGGCAAAAAGUCGCGUUUCUAGUGUCCGGGAAGUUCAGUUGUCUGCAAUUGUAGCAAUUGUAUGAAUUUUCUUUUUUAAAUUUGUUACUGUUUAAUAAAUUUCUCAAAUUUUAAA
Molecule: messenger RNA, 1097 nt
Organism: Caenorhabditis elegans
Lineage: Eukaryota; Metazoa; Nematoda; Chromadorea; Rhabditida; Rhabditidae
Gene: srh-128
Product: Serpentine Receptor, class H
Exons: 3
Coding region: 34-1047 (337 amino acids)
Source: RefSeq, marked reviewed